AUGACCAACAAGCAGAGCCAAGCCAUCCGAGAGCACCGGGCAGAAACAGAAAAGGUUUGGGAANGCCAGGGCCUCAUGACCAACAAGCAGAGCCAAGCCAUCCGAGAGCACCGGGCAGAAACAGAAAAGAUACCCGACAAAGUAGAUGCACUCAUGAAAUGGGAAAAGGAGGAAUUUACAAAACUGAAAAUCAAACUGCAGGAACUGAUGGCCUGGUCAGGAGAUCACCUUAAGGUAAGGAAUUAAACAGGUGAAGAAAUCAACACCUUGUGUGGUGAACGCGGCCGUGUGCUCGACCUGGUGCCCCAGCCUCUGCGCAUGGUUCUCUUAGGGGCCGGGCGUGAUUCCUGGCUUGGCCUGGACCGGCCCUCCUCCCCCUGGGUGGAGCGAAAUGAAACCCCAAUUCCAAACCCCGUGGGAGCAUUCACACCAGAGUGUGCAGGGGCUUUAGAAGAUGCCCGGCGUCUUACUGUUCUCACCAAGGAAGUGAUGCUUCAGUUACAAAAAGCUAUCAGAGAGGCACAAGACACCCGUAAUACUGUGCACGAAGCCGUUGAGAACAGAUUGCAAGGCAAGAUGGAGGAGACUCUCAGUCAUAAGGAAAAAUUAGACAUAACCCUGGGAGGAACACGCAGCACUCUGCACCGCUGCCAACGUUUCCAGCACGAGAUGCGUCUCACUCGUGGAUUGACACUGGGCCCUGAGAGUAUGAAGUACCUGGAGACACGAGAAAAGCUGACACGGCCAAUGGUGCGGACAUAUCAGAGACACGUGGGAACACAGUUGCCUGAAGCUGCAGUCGUCACUCAGUCCACUGCACAGAUUGAUCGCUUCAUGGAAGAUACGGCCAUGAAUAUCCAACAUCUAAAAGCCACUCAGAAGUACUUGCAUGAAUGCAUUCACAACAAGCAGACAGGCUAUGAUGUUGACGGCAGCAUUAAACGGCUGCGGCAGCGCCGUAUGCAUCCACGCACCAACAUGAAUGAGAUUUUUCAACUGGUCUAUACCUAG
Molecule: messenger RNA, 1011 nt
Organism: Protobothrops mucrosquamatus (brown spotted pit viper)
Lineage: Eukaryota; Metazoa; Chordata; Lepidosauria; Squamata; Viperidae
Product: coiled-coil domain-containing protein 105-like
Exons: 8
Source: RefSeq, a predicted model, not a curated record